Messenger RNA from Cherax quadricarinatus, 1943 nucleotides. The record is from RefSeq and is a predicted model, not a curated record. NCBI's taxonomy places the organism in Eukaryota, Metazoa, Arthropoda, Malacostraca, Decapoda, Parastacidae.
AUGGAGGAACACGGCAACGACCAGUAUUUUCAACACGUGGUUUUAAAAAUGCCUUUUUUUCUUCGAGGAAAGCGGCCGGAGUUUAAUAAACACAAGAAAACUUUUAAAGGAGGAAGAAGAACUAAUGAACCACUAGCCAAGAAAGGGAAGUUUACACGAGACCUGGAUGAAGAGAUUACAAGCGAAGAAGAUGAACAGCACUUAAAAGGAAAGCCAAUAAAUGAGGAGGUGGAGGCAGAAGCAGAGGAGACCGCACAAGAGAAGAAAGUGAGGCUGGCUCGUCAGUACCUCGAGGAACUGGAAGCGCAAAAAUUGCAAGACGAAGACGACGAAGUUUAAAACAAAGCCAUUGGUACCCAACUUCGAGAAGACUUACUCGAAGCGUCCGGAAGACUGCGUAAGAAUGUUGCACGCACAUACCUAGAACCCCAGCAAGAGGACAUUCGCAUCUACAAGUCUAAACACCAGAAGCUUUCCAUCACUUGUGUUUGUGUGACCUCUGAUGAGAGAUAUAUCUUCUCUGGUUCCAAAGAUUGUGCCAUUGUAAAAUAUACCCUGGAUGGAAAAAGAAUAGGGAAUAUCCCUGGCGGACGGAAAGGCACAGAAAAUGUACAUGUUGGUCACACGUCUCACGUAUACUCUGUGGCGGUCUCUUCAGAUGGUAAAUUUUUGGCAUCAGGUGAUAAAGAGGGCUACAUACACAUCUGGAAUGCAGACACUCUAGAACAUCUCAAGAAGAAACCCCUUUUACACGCAAUUGUUUCCUCUUCGCACGACCGCAUGGUCAUGGUGUGGAACUUGGACGCAAUGCCAUUUGUGGAGAAUUUAGGUGGUCAUCAAGACGCAAUUACCGGAAUCGACGCAUUCAUGAGAGAAGCCUGUGUCACCAGCGGUGGCCGUGACCAGUCAGUGAUUGUGUACGUGAUCUCCGAAGACAAGCAGCUGAGGUUCUCCGGCCACCAGGAUUCCAUUGAAGGCAUCAAACUAGUCAACGACAAAACAUUUAUCACCUUUGGCCAAGAUGGUGGACUGGCCUUAUGGACAACAUUCAAGAAGCGCCAUCACUGUAUUGUGAAAGCUGCGCAUGGUUACCAGAGUAAUGGACUACCCAACUGGCUGACUGCAGCUGCUGCUCUUGUCAACACUGACUUCCUUGCCUCAGGGUCGAUGGAUGGAUUUGUUCGUUUCUGGAAAGUGGACACUGAGCACCACCGCAAACUGCAGCCUUUGUUCACCAUCGCCGUGCCAGGAGUGAUCAACUCGCUGGCAUUCACAGCCAGCGGAAGCCACCUCGUGGCUGGAGUUGGACAGGAACACAAGUUAGGCAGAUGGUAUCGAGAGACACCCGCCAAAAAUUCCAUCGUUGUCAUUCCUUUAAAAAAGAAAGAAGUGAAAAAAGUAUGAAAGUUUUUAAUGCAAAUUUGCCUUUUUUUCAGUUUUCUUCUCAUUUUUGAUAAAAAAAAGCAUUAAUUGCUUGUAAAAGUUUUAAUAAUAAAAAUUUGACAUGGUAUUAAAUUUUGUUUGAAAAAUAUAUUUAUCUGAAAAAAGUUUUAAUAACAGAUAUCAGGAUUUCAGUAAUUAAAAUUAGGGAGAAAGUACUGAACCCAGAGGAGAUUUACAGCACAUGGGGAAGGGGAGCCAAUGAGGUUUGAUCCAAGGGAAGAGAGGCCCUCCAUAUGCAUCAAGAGCUUGCUGGCAUCAAGGAACCUGCCUUGAGGUCCCUUCAAGGCAGGUUCCUUGAUAGUCGUAAGGGGAUCUUGGUCCAGGGAAUCACUGAACUGGACCUGAUUGUCUCUGAGCCUGCAUUACCCAUGUGGGUUUAGCGCUCCCCCAUGACUAUAUAUAAUUAAGUCGCCCAUAGUAUGACUGUCAUCAAAUUUCUAUAUUUUUUUAUUGCAAUACGUAUAUAAAAAUAUUUCGCAUCAAAUAAAAUUAUAUUGAUA